CCUCAUGCACUCCCAUUGAUCCUCACAAACGCGUAAGAAUCAUACUCCCCCACAAUAAAUAUUUCCUCUUUUCUUUUUUGGACAGCAAAAUGCUACAUGAUAAUGCAGGUACACGCAAAAGGGGGCAUGAGCAUCUUCAACACGGGGAAGCAAGCUCUUUUCACAAAUGUUGUGUCUAGCUCAGGUACACGCUGUCAAGUCGUUCUUUCUUAUAUUUAUCUAUUUAUUUAUUUGUUUAGAAAGAAAAAAAAAAAUAGAAUGCGAGUAGACGUGUACAUGCCUCAUGUUAAGAGUUUUUUUCCCUUUGGCUAUAUUUGGAAAUCAAGAGAAGCAAAACAAAGAAACUUGAAAAAAAAAAAAAAAAUUUUUUUUUGACAGAAAGAUAGACACAAAAAAAUCAUUAUGUUAUUACGACUCUUGCCUUAUUAUAUCUUUUAUACUACUUUCUUUUCUUUUUCUGGGCUUCCAAACAUAGCCUUUUGUCAUGAAUAAUGGAACCCACUAAUGAGGAAAAAGAAGCAAAAUUUUUCACAGAAUUAAGUGAAUAUGUUAUUCGAAAUUGUAGAAGUAAAAGAUAUCUUUGUUUAAAAGACUUUCAGGACAUAUUCACAGGUAGCAUAGCCAUAUAAGCUUUAACUUGAGAAGAUAACGGAAAACCUGUCAUGUUAAAGUGAGUUGUUAUUGUUAACCCUUUCCUCUAAAGUUUGUUGAACAUUGUAGUCUUUAUUAGGGGACCCUUUCCUAUUCAUGUCCCUAAAAAAUCCCUAUAUAAAGGCUUCUCCACCUUCCCUAUUGCAUCAAGUCUCCUCCUCCUUUCCCUUGUUCAGCUCUUCUUCUUCUCCCCCUUCAUUUUUAUUACUUUUGGAGUUGUUUAAAGCAGAUGGCUCAGGGAAGAGGAAGUGCAGCUAGAAUUGUGAUUGUUGGGAUCACAUUGCUUGCCAUGUUGCUUCACUGCGAGGUCGUCCAUGCAGCUAUCUACACAGUUGGGGAUACAGGUGGAUGGGACGAAAAUGUUGAAAGCUGGCCCAAGGGGAAGGUCCUCAAGGCCGGUGAUACUCUUGUUUUCAAGUACGACGCAGGCAUCCACGACGUGGUUGUCGUCGACAGUAAUGGUUACAAAAAUUGCGACAAACCAACCGGGGCUAAAAAGUAUGCAUCAGGGAAUGAUCAGAUCACACUGGCUAAGGGGAUGAACUACUUCAUCUGCGAUUCUCCCUCCCACUGUGAAUCAGGGAUGAAAAUUGCUGUUAACGCAUUGUAAUCCAAGAUGAAGAUGAGUACGUGUCUCUUAUAAUAUAGCUAAAUGAGUAGCACUACUGUAAUAGAGUCAAGUACUUCAUGUGGACUUGAGAAUAAACCAAGUAGGCCCUCUUGGCUGGCCUUCAGUGAGUCUUGUCUGGUCCCUUGUGAGUCCUUUGUCUGGCCUUUUGUGGGUCUUUAUGUAACCCUUCUGGCUGAGUAGUCCUUGAACUGAAAGGGAAAAAAACACCACUUGAAACAGAGAAUGCUGUUAAAUAAAGCUUAUACGUUGUACAUGGA
Messenger RNA from Macadamia integrifolia, 1539 nucleotides. RefSeq names its product basic blue protein-like. The transcript is spliced from 2 exons. The record is from RefSeq and is a predicted model, not a curated record. Gene Ontology annotation, molecular function: electron transfer activity. Bases 881 to 1261 code for a protein of 126 amino acids. Gene Ontology annotation, cellular component: plasma membrane. Lineage: Eukaryota; Viridiplantae; Streptophyta; Magnoliopsida; Proteales; Proteaceae.